Messenger RNA from Urocitellus parryii (Arctic ground squirrel), 831 nucleotides. RefSeq names its product H1.7 linker histone (gene H1-7). The record is from RefSeq and is a predicted model, not a curated record. Lineage: Eukaryota; Metazoa; Chordata; Mammalia; Rodentia; Sciuridae.
AGCCAGCGGCCCCGCGGAGGGGCAAGCGGGGCCAUGGCCGAGGCGGCCCAGCCCAGUGGAGAGUCCCAAGGCUCUGAAGUUAAAGCUCAGCAGCCCAAGGAAAGGGUCACCUCUGGACCUGUGAGGCGGGGCCCGCGCUCCGUGCUCAAAGUGUCCCAGCUGCUGCUCCGGGCCAUCACGUCGCACAAGGGGCUGACUCUGGCUGUUCUCAAGAAGGAGCUCGGAAACGCUGGCUACGAAGUGCGCAGGAAGAUUGGCCGCCCCUCCGGAGAAGCCUCCAAUUCUGAGGUUAAGGGCACGCUCCUGCGGGUCAGCGGCAGCGACGCCGCCGGCUACUUCAGGGUCUGGAAGAUUCCGAAGCCCAAGAGAAAGUUGGGGCGCCCUAGGAUGGAGGAGUACGGCCAUUCCCCCAGGAGGAUCCCACCCGGGUCCCGGAAUUCGCGGAGGCGCCCCACGCGUCGCAAACAGGCGAGGAAAACCAAGGAAGCCUGGAGACCCAGGAGGGUCACCGCGAAAGCGAGAAGGGGGAGGCAAACGACCCAGGAGCCGGUGCGUGCCAGAUCCAAGGAAGAAGCGGGGGUCAAGGUGAUGGACGAGGGGAGAGGACGGACCCUGAAGGAGGACAUCAACAGGCCUAGGUCACGAGAAGAGAAGAGGCCAAGCUCUAAGGUCAGAGUAGAGAGGCAGCAGGAAUCCGAGAAACCGGGAAAACGGACCAUCCAGAAGCCAACCCCGGUUAAAACCGACCGUACUUUUACCGGGCAGGGGAAGACGGGCAUGAAGACCUGUAGUAAAUCCGAAGGCCUUCGGGUUGUAACCGGGAAUCCUUAA